Ctenocephalides felis (cat flea) is the source of this 1637-nucleotide messenger RNA. RefSeq names its product transferrin-like. The transcript is spliced from 10 exons. Gene Ontology annotation, biological process: iron ion transport. The record is from RefSeq and is a predicted model, not a curated record. NCBI's taxonomy places the organism in Eukaryota, Metazoa, Arthropoda, Insecta, Siphonaptera, Pulicidae. The coding region runs from base 96 to 1637 and encodes 513 amino acids. Gene Ontology annotation, cellular component: recycling endosome; early endosome; plasma membrane.
AACAAUUCUGUGUUCAUCACUAAAUAUAAAGUAAAGUUAAUUAGAUAGUGCAAAGUAUAGAAAAUAAAAAUAAUUAAAAAAAACUUUUAACAAAAAUGAUGAAAAAACAAUAUGUGUUGAAACGGUCUAGUCAUGUUUUUAAUAAUAGGAACAAAAUUUUAUUAUUAUUAUUAUUAUUGUGUUUUGUUGCUAUAACGAGCGUGACCGGCAAGCAUCUGUUAUCAUCGAACGGAAAGUAUCGUGUCUGCGUAGUGGAAUCUCGGGGUGCUUACAAAAAAGCAAAUAAAUUUUGCCCUACUCUGGACAAGUUAAAUGCACCAGUAGAAUGCAUCCUGGGUGCAGAUCGUUUAGAUUGCUUAAGGCGGAUUGGAAAAGGCGUCGCAGAUUUCGCGGUUUUCAGCGCUGAAGAUUUGGUGGCGGCGAGGUGGUCCGGAAUUGAUAUACUCGUCACGAACGAAAUGCGUUUUCAUAAUUUACCAUUUGAAUACGAAGUAGUUGCAGUGGUUAACAACGAUGCAAGAAUUAGCACCGUUCAAGAUUUGAAAGGCAGCAGGCUAUGCCACCCUGGACAUGGAUAUGAAGCAGAUUGGAAUGAUAUAUUAGCUAAUUAUUUUGAAAAUAGUUUAGUACAAAGGCAAUGUGAUCCUUCAUUAUCCCUCGCCGAAAAUAGGAUAAAAUCGUCAUCCAUGUUCUUCAGUUCUGCAUGCAAGGCAGGACCUUGGGUGACGGAUAUUGUGGAAGACAGAGAACUGAAAAAACGAUAUCCGUCCUUAUGUUCGCUGUGCUACAGCCCGAGCGCUUGUUCAGCAGGUGAUAAAUUUUGGGGACGCCGAGGUCCACUGUUUUGUUUGACAGAUGGUCAAGGAGAAGUGGCCUGGGUCAGAUUGGAUGAUGUACAGAGUCAUUUUGGGUAUUUUAAAAAUAGUUUAGUACAAAGGCAAUGCGAUCCUUCAUUAUCCCUCGCAAAUAAAUCGAUAUCUAUUUGUACAAGCAGUACCAUAGCAUUAGCAAAAUGUACAUGGAUGCAAGAAUCAGCAGCAGUCCAAGGUGUUGAACCAGACGUUCAAUGUAUCAGAAAGAUGAAUGAUACAGAGUGCGUUCGUGCUGUUGCAUAUGGAGAAGUAGAUGUUACAAUAGUGCAGCAAGAGGAUAGAUUUGAAGCUGAAAGGUUAGGUUUACAACCGAUUUUAUUCGAGUACCCGCUAGAAGCUAAACAUUUUUAUCGUUCAGCUUUUGUGGUAAGGUCGACCUCUGAUAUUCACAGCAUUUCUGGCUUGAAGAACAAAAGGGUUUGCUUUGCAUCAAACAAAGGAUCAGCUUGGUUUUCUGCACUAGACGAAUUGAGAAAUCAAAGUAUGAUUCAAAACGCUGAUAAUUGCAAUGAAAAAGAUUUGUUGAGAAACUUUUUCUCCGAACUUUGUAUACCUGGUAGCAAGGACAACAAAUUGUGCGGCGCGCAUCAAGAAUAUAUAGGAGAGGAAGGGGCUUUCAGAUGUUUAGCAGAAGGUAAGGCCGAUGUUGCAGUUAUGGGCCUGGGGACGGUUGAAGAAUACACAGAUGGCUCAAGCAAUGAAAAAUGGGCAAGAUAUUUGAAAUCGUCCGAUUUCCGAUCGCUGUGCCGACAUGCUCCUCGAUAG